Thermothielavioides terrestris NRRL 8126 is the source of this 1824-nucleotide messenger RNA. RefSeq lists its product as uncharacterized. The transcript is spliced from 2 exons. Gene Ontology annotation, molecular function: oxidoreductase activity, acting on CH-OH group of donors; flavin adenine dinucleotide binding. NCBI's taxonomy places the organism in Eukaryota, Fungi, Ascomycota, Sordariomycetes, Sordariales, Chaetomiaceae. Gene Ontology annotation, biological process: secondary metabolite biosynthetic process. The record is from RefSeq and is a predicted model, not a curated record. The coding region runs from base 1 to 1824 and encodes 607 amino acids.
AUGUUGUUUUCCGCUGGCGUGGCUGCGUUGCUCGCCCUGGCGGUCCCCGUGCGGUCGUCCGGCUCCAGCGCGUUUCCUGCACCGGGCGAUGCGAGCUAUGAGUACGUGGUGGUCGGAGGUGGUACGGCCGGCCUAGCCAUCGCCGUGCGGCUGGCGGCGUCGGGUAAAUCCGUUGCCGUGGUCGAGGCCGGCGGCUGGGCGACCGAGAUGGGCAACAUAACGACGGUUCCUGGCUACGCCUUCUCCGACCCGGUGCUUGCGCCCGUCGAGGACUUUCCGCCGGUCCCGCUGCUGGACUGGGAGCUGCUGUCCCAGCCGCAGACGGGUGCAAACAACCGUUCGAUACACUAUGCCGCCGGCAAGACUCUGGGAGGCUCGUCAUCCAUCAACACCAUGGCCUACCAUCGCCCCACCAAGCAGACGCACCAGCGUUGGGCCGACGUCGCCGGCCACGAGAGCUACACGUGGGACAACAUGCUGCAGUUCUUUGAGAAAUCGACGACGCUCACGCCUCCCGACUGGCAGAAGCGUGCCACACCCAAUGCCACCUUCACCUUUGACCCGACCGUCUUCUGCCUCAGCGGCAAGUCCUCGUCCUGUGGGCCUCUCCAAGUGUCGUACUCCAACUGGGUGGAUCCGACCAACACCUGGUUUGCCGUGGCCCUCAACGCCGUCGGGCUGGGCUCCAACUCCACUGGCUUCAACAGCGGCUACCUCUCCGGCGGCGCGUACACGACCGAGACCGUCGACCCGAGCACGGCCACCAGGUCGUCGUCUCAGACAAGCUACCUGGACUGGGGCCUGCGAAACACGCAGAUCAAGGUCUACAACGGAACCCUGGCGUCCAAGGUUCUGUUCACGUCCGGGAAGGCAACGGGCGUGUCCGUAUCGACCAACGGGACGGCCUACACGUUGACGGCGACUCGCGAGGUCAUCCUCUCGGCUGGGACCUUCCACUCGCCGCAGCUCCUCAUGCUGUCCGGCAUCGGGCCCCGAGCCCUCCUCAGCUCGCUGGGCAUCCCGGUCAUCUCGGACCUGCCGGGCGUGGGCCAGAACCUCCAGGACCCCAUCUUCUUCUCGGUCCAGAACGGCGUCACGACCCCGUCGCUCGCCAGCGAGUUGGCCAAUCCCAACCAGGCAGCCGCUAUCCUCGCCGAGUACGUCAGCAACAAAACGGGCCCGUACAGCUCCCCCGGCGGCUACAUCGCCUUCGAGAAGCUCCCCGCGGCAUCGCGCGCCAACUUCUCGGCCCGCACCAGUGCCCUGCUCGCGGCGCUGCCCUCGGACGCGCCCGAGAUCGAGUACCUGGCGGGCAGCUUCGCGGGCACGGGCGACGGGGUGACGACGAUCGGCGACCUGAGCGCGGCGAUCCUGCACCCCUUCUCGCGCGGCUCCGUGACGAUCCGCAGCGCCAACAUCUCGGACCCGCCCGUGAUCGACAUGGGCUGGCUGACCGACGCGGCCGACGCCGAGGUCGCCGUCGCCGCGUUCAAGCGCGUCCGCCAGGCCUGGAGCUCGCCCCUGCUGGACGACUGGAAGGUCGGGCCCGAGGUCAAGCCCGGCGUGUCGGUGCAGACGGACGCGCAGAUCCUCGACUACGUGCGCGAGAACGCCAUCCCCAUCUGGCAUGCCUGCGCGACCAAUGCGAUGGGGACCAACGCGAGUGCCGGCGCCGUCGUCGAUUGGCGCGCCAAGGUGUUUGGCGUGGACGGACUGCGCGUGGUGGACGCCUCGGCGCUGCCCUUUGCGCUGCCGGGCCAUCCCCAGGCGACCAUCUACGCUUUUGCCGAGAAGAUUGCGGCGUCCAUCCUGGCGGGCAACUGA